AAUAUUUUUAUAUUUUAUACAAACACCCCCACAAUUUAAAAGAAAAAAGAAAAAAGCCACCAAUCUCUUUCUCUUUUCCUCUUUCUUCCUUGGAGUGAGGGGGAAAUCCGUAGUCAGGUGUGUGCAGGUAUCUAUCAAAAAGAGGUAGUCAAAUUUUCCUCAUUGUUGAGUUCAAACACCCCUGCUUUUUGUUUUAUUUAAGAAAAAACCCUAUAAAAGGACAGUAGAUAGGAAGCUUUUACUUCUCUCAUCUCCCGUCAGUCUCCUCUUUAAAUCCUCCCUCCUCGGCCACCGACAAGAAACUCUCUCCCUCUUAUCCUGCGCACCUCUUCCGUUACUCUCCUCCCCUCGGACACGUUAGCAUCAAGAUGUCUAUUUCUCAUUUCGGGGUCUCUAAAGCUCUUACCAAUGAUGCAAGAGGGGGGAGUCAAGAGAAAAGUUCACUUGUUGUUUGUUUUGGCGAGAUGCUGAUUGAUUUUGUUCCAACUGUUGGUGGAGUAUCACUAGCAGAGGCACCCGCAUUUAAGAAAGCCCCUGGCGGAGCUCCCGCCAACGUUGCUGUCGGCAUUUCAAGACUGGGUGGUACAUCAGCUUUCAUAGGCAAGGUGGGCCAAGAUGAAUUUGGGUAUAUGUUAGCUGACAUUUUGAAAGAAAACAAUGUCGACAACUCUGGUGUGCGUUUUGACCCUGGUGCAAGGACUGCACUGGCAUUUGUUACGCUUAGAGCUGAUGGUGAGCGAGAAUUUAUGUUUUUCCGAAAUCCAAGUGCAGAUAUGCUUCUUCGUGAAUCGGAACUUGAUACUGACCUUAUUAAGAAGGCAAGUAUUUUUCACUAUGGCUCAAUUAGUUUGAUUGAGGAGCCAUGUAGGUCCACACACCUUGCCGCUCUGGACAUAGCUAAAAGGUCGGGUAGUCUUCUGUCCUAUGAUCCUAAUUUGAGAUUGCCACUAUGGCCUUCAGCAGAUGCUGCUCGGCAGGGCAUCAUGAGCAUCUGGGAUCAAGCUGACAUUAUCAAGAUAAGUGAGGAAGAAAUUUCAUUUUUGACUGGAGGAGAUGAUCCCUAUGAUGAUAAUGUGGUAUUUAAGAAGCUUUUCCACCCUAACCUUAAACUCUUGCUUGUAACUGAAGGUCCAGAUGGGUGCAGAUAUUACACCAAGGAAUUUAAUGGUAGAGUCGCUGGUGUUAAAGUUAAACCUGUUGACACUACUGGUGCUGGUGAUGCAUUUGUUAGUGGGAUACUUUGCAUUCUGGCUUCGGACCUAAACUUGCUCCAGGAUGAAAAGAAGUUGAGGGAAGCUCUUCUGUUCGCGAAUGCUUGCGGGGCGCUCACGGUCACAGAGAAAGGUGCUAUUCCUGCACUACCCACGAGAGAUGCGGUUCUCCAAGCCUUACCAAAAGUUGUUGUAUAACUAAUCAUCACACUUUUGUGUGAUUCUCAUGUAUCAAAAGCUGGUUCUAUAGGUGGUUUCCUCCACCAAAGUAAUGAGAUUCCUUGCUUAGCUUGUUUGCUUUUGCUUGUGUGGUUGGUGUCGGUAGACAGAUCUCGUGAGCCCAUCUACAUGAUGGGUUGUGGCUCUGAGCUUUCUUGUUACUUUUAAAGUGUGUAUAGGAUUUUAUAGAAUAAAAUUGAGUGGACAAACGCCCAGGUUAGUGUGGCAGUUGGAGAUGUUUUGCAGAUGGGAGAUAUCGUGAUUGUGAUCGUGUGGCUGCCGUUGGGCACAGACAUCUCACGCUUGAUGAGAAUGAGCUGAUGGUCUUGUGAACAGUGAUUCCAUUUAACAAAACCUCAAUUUAUUGUGA
Magnolia sinica is the source of this 1800-nucleotide messenger RNA. Its product is annotated as probable fructokinase-7. NCBI's taxonomy places the organism in Eukaryota, Viridiplantae, Streptophyta, Magnoliopsida, Magnoliales, Magnoliaceae. Gene Ontology annotation, biological process: fructose metabolic process. The record is from RefSeq and is a predicted model, not a curated record. The transcript is spliced from 7 exons. Gene Ontology annotation, cellular component: cytosol. Bases 369 to 1409 code for a protein of 346 amino acids. Gene Ontology annotation, molecular function: fructokinase activity.